Messenger RNA from Orbicella faveolata, 3532 nucleotides. RefSeq lists its product as uncharacterized. NCBI's taxonomy places the organism in Eukaryota, Metazoa, Cnidaria, Anthozoa, Scleractinia, Merulinidae. The record is from RefSeq and is a predicted model, not a curated record.
UGCUUUCUCUAUUAGUACUUCGGCGUCGGCGUAGUGUCCCGGCAAAGUUGUAAUAUUUACAUGAGCAAAUUUCAUUCCUCUCUUCUUAAGAUUUGCAUGAAGACCUUUAUUCAUCCUUACUCUGGGGUUUCCUUCUUUUCCUCCCGUGUUAGUUUUUUCAUGUGACUUGCGGACAGGUGUAUCAACGCCAGGAGAUAAACAAGUUAUGCAUUCCCAAGCCAAAGAAGGUUCGCAAAGUUUAUCAUAUUCCGUUCUUUUCAUACUGAUACACUUAGCAUGAAACCACUUGUCGCAUGAAUCGCAUUGUAUCGCCAUCUGAUUCUUUCGACAUCCUUUAGUGCAAACAGCACAAGCAUCCGUCACUGGCCCUGGAUUCUCCUGUAUAUCUCCUGCUAACAGAACCAUGUAAGUUGCGCAGAGAGUGAUAUUUGUAAAUUUCAGUGCCGCCAUACAUUUCAAAGAUGGCGGCACGAGUGCUUCACAGAGGAACCUCCGAGUCGGACCAGAAUUUCGCGUUGGAUACUGCUUAAUAUCCAGACCCGUCGACACAGCGAUACUGCAGGACGUCUUAUCGAAACCACGCUUAGGUUUUAGAGAGUGUAGGACAAUUGUGAUAAGUAGCCAAGCCAAGAAUAUCAGAGAACAUCGAUAGCCCGCAAUUACGCCACGAUAACCACGAUAACCAUCUAGUGAGUGGGGAGAAUCAUCGGCCAAGGAUAAAGAUAAUGCUUUGACUGCCUUAAUUCAUUUGAUGUAAGGAGUCUGUGAGCGAGACACGUUCUUAGUUAUUGUCAGAGACUCUUUACGCGUGAAGACAAUAGAACCCGUCAAGAGAAACGUAGUUGUCAGAGAAAAAACACCAGAGGAUUCCGCAAAGAUCCCAUAUUCUACCGAAAGCACCAUGGGAUCCCCAGUGGAAUAGAAAUGGGAGAAGCGUUUCGGUUCAAAACACCCUCCAGUAUUUUGGUCGUGGGCCCUUCUGGUUGUGGCAAGACUUGUUUUACCGAAUCUUUACUCUUGGAUCACCUGGAAGAAUUGUUUGUAAACCUUCCCCCUACGAUUCAUUAUUGCUACGGGGCGUGGCAAGAUGGAUUUCGAGACAUGAAAGACGCUGGUGUGCAAUUUCACGAAGGGAUUCCAGAGUCAGACCAUCUAAAGUCAUGGUUUCCGAAGGGUGGAUUACUCGUAUUAGACGAUCUGAUGGCAGAGGGAGGUGAGGACAAAGCGUUGCUAGACUUAUUCACCAAACACUCUCAUCAUCAAAAUAUCACCGUGUUCUACUUAUGCCAAGACAUGUUGCCACCAGGGAAAUACGCUAAGAGUAUUUCCAGGAACGCCCACUUCAUUGUAGCCUUCAAAAAUCCAAAUUAUCAAUUAGGGAUGAAGAAUUUACUGCUUCAAGCUUUUUCCACUUGCUGGCAAGACAUGAUGGACGCGUAUCAAAAAGUGACCGAACGACCGAUUGGGUACACGGUCCUGGAUUUACAUCCCGCCAGUGACGACAGGAAACGCGUGUUUAGUAACCUGAUGACGCACGAAGGAUGCCCGCGCUGGCAUCGAAGAAAGAGAGAGGAUGACUGAUAAUUGACUAAAAUGGUAUAUUAAAUAUCAGUUUAAUCAACUCGGCUCAUUUGAAGCACGCUGUCUUGGUUAAAGGUCGACGAGAAUCAUGGAUGAUCGUUCAACAGAUAUUUUUGGCCCCGUGGAAGAUAACAAUGAUGAAAACGUAAAAGAGGAAGAGGAGGUGGAAGAAAAAGAGCCUGAAGAGGAACAGGAAGAAGAGGAGCAUGGUAGCAUCUCCAAAGAGGAAGAAGAAGCGGACGACGAUGAACCAGUUCUGUGGAGUCCCUUAAGUCAAAACGUCGGGGAAGAUCUCAAAGAAACCUACCCGAAAGAAGUCCAGCAGUUUCUGGAUAAGGGAAAAUCCCAAAACUAUGCCGAAAAUGCUGCUUUCAAUGCCCUAUUACCUGUAAGUAGACGAAGGCUACGAAGGACUUACUUAGAGCAUCUAAAAUGGACUCACCGUAUCAAAACACGACGCAAUACACCGUAAAGUCAUGAAGACUCUUCGACGCUUUAUUGACGAAGACGACAUGGAUUUUGACGAAGCGGCCGAGUCGGCAGUGGCAAAACGGAAUUCCUGUUAAGCAGACUAAUACAAAAGAGGUUACUCCCCGACGAUGAUGACGAAGAGGAAGUAGAAGAAGAGGUUGAAACCUAAAUUAACCCUGCGACUCUUAUAAGAGUGUGUGAUUCUAGGGUUUUAGCCAUUAUUCGUGAGACGCCACACAUGCCAGAUGAAUUGCUCCAAUCAACUGUUAGGGCAUGACCAGAGGGCUGUCUGUAAAAAGGCCUACCAUAAAAAAUAUUAUGCAAAGAGCAGAGAGCGAAUCCUGGCCCAGAAAAAAAGAUAUCGUGCAGAGAACGUCAAGAUUUUCAAACAUCGUCGUAAAAGAUGGUAUGAAAACAACAAGGAACGACUCGCCAGCAGCCAGAGAGCUUAUUGUCAACAGAACAAGGAGCACGUCAGAAAUUACGGAAGACAAUACUGUAAAAACAACGGGGAACGGAUCAACGAAUAUUGGAGAAGUUACCUUGCGAAGAAUAAGGAACGGAUCAGUCAAAGACUUCAUGGCCAAAACCAGAGAAAAAUUGUGCGUUUUGGGCCCUGGGACCAAGAGUCUGUAAAACUGGAAACGAGUGUAGUUCCCAACACGACGGUCAAGACUUAAAGAGUUAUAAAGAAACGUUAUAAAGACUCAGACUCUGUUUUGCAAUUGUUUAUAACAAUUUAAUCACAUUACUGUGGUGUAUACCCCCUAUCUCCCAUCUUCUCUUUGGUUCUUAACCACGUGAUAUCGCGUACCCCCUAUCCCCCAUCUUCUCAUCGGUUGUUAACCGCGUCACAUUGUCUAUUAUAUUGUUUUGUGAAUACCCGUUUAUAAGUCAAACGGUCUUGAGAGAGUUCAUUUUACUUGUGACAACAUUCAGCACACCUCUUCUUUGUAGUUUCUUUCUGUCUUGGCAGUUAUGGAGUUGAGUGAUCGCGAGUUGUGUGACGCUUUCGGAGGAAAGUACUAUGUUUGAUGUAAGUGAUUUUGGUCGCUAUUUGAAAACUGCUUAUUAUUCGAGCGUCUGUUUUAUUUGAAGCGAUUAGUUUAUAGUGUUUGUAAAUGAAGUUAGGUCUUUACUUCAAGCGCGAAAAGUUUGAAGUUUCUCUCAGGUUAUUCUCAAGGGUUAAGAUACAGUUUCUAAACAUGUGCUUUUUGCUUUUGAUUUAUUGCACGUUCCAUCUCUGACUAAUUAUGUUAAUUCUUCAAUGGUCGCCCAAAAUGCCUAUUUUUUGUUCAAGAUUCUUUUGAAUGAUGCUUUUCUCAACGGAACAGUCGAGGUCAAGGAGUUUAGAUUUCAUUGCAAACUGCCAUUAGCAAAUCAUUUCCACUUGAAGUAUUUCAAUUGUAUUUUCUUCUUCUCGCCUUUUACCCUAUAUAUUUCUGCCUUCGCUUAUUAUUCGUUACUCGUCAGAGUUUCU